AGCCGCCGCUCCACCUCCGGACUCUCCUGCGGCUCGGCCCGGCCCGGGCCGCUCCCUCCCCGCCCCGGGUCUGGCGCGGGGCUCGGCGGGGCCGGCCGGGGAUGCCGCGGCGCGGCCCGCGCCAUGUGGUACAUCAUGCAGAGCAUUCAGAGCAAGUACUCGCUGUCCGAGCGCCUUAUCCGCACCAUCGCCGCCAUCCGCUCCUUCCCUCGGGACAACGUGGAGGAUCUCAUCGGCCGGGGCGCCGAUGUGAACUGCCUGCACGGCACUCUCAAACCCCUGCACUGUGCCUGCAUGGUGGCUGAUGCCGACUGCGUGGAGCUGCUGCUGCAAAAAGGAGCUGAGGUGAACGCCCUGGAUGGCUACAACCGGACAGCCCUUCACUACGCAGCAGAAAAAGAUGAAACCUGCGUGGAGAUUUUAUUGGAGUACGGAGCCAACCCCAACGCCCUGGACGGCAACAAGGACACGCCCCUGCACUGGGCGGCCUUCAAGAACAACGCCGAGUGCGUGCGGGCCCUGCUGGCCAACGGCGCCCUGGUCAACGCCCUGGACUACAACAACGACACCCCCCUGAGCUGGGCGGCCAUGAAGGGCAACCUGGAGAGCGUCAGCGUCCUGCUGGACUUCGGCGCCGAGGUGCGCGUGGUCAACCUGAAGGGCCAGAGCCCCAUCUCGCGCCUGGUGGCGCUGCUGGUGCGGGGCCUGGGCACGGAGCGGGAGGAUUCCUGCCUGGAUUUGCUGCACAGAGCCACGGGACACUUCGAGCUGCGCAAGAACGGGAGCCUGCCCUGGGAGGUGGCCCGCGACCCGCAGCUGUGCCAGCGGCUGACGCUGCUGUGCUCGGCGCCGGGCACGCUGCAGGCGCUGUCGCGCUACGCCGUGCGCCGCUCGCUCGGCCUGCGCUUCCUGCCCCAGGCCGUGCAGCAGCUGCCGCUGCCCGCCUGCCUCAAGGAGUACCUGCUGCUGCUCACCUGAGCCAGGGACAGCUGCCCUUCCCCUCCCCGGAGGAUCCCCGCUCACUUUGUCACUUCCCAGGUUCUUCUCCGUGGUUUUUUGUUCCCCUCGGCCACCCAGCACCCUGCUGGCCCCUCACGCUGCCUCCCUUUCCUCCCCUUGGCCCUUCCAUUUUGUCCCCUCCCUUUCUCCCCCUGUUCUGUCGCGCUCCCUCCAUUUCCUCCUUUCUGUUCCCUCUGCUUCUCUCCCUGUCCCCCCGUUUCACUCUCCUGCAAUGAACAAUAUCCCUCUGAUGGCAAAUUAUAUCCCAGCUGUUGGAUUGA
Molecule: messenger RNA, 1280 nt
Organism: Melospiza georgiana
Lineage: Eukaryota; Metazoa; Chordata; Aves; Passeriformes; Passerellidae
Gene: ASB8
Product: ankyrin repeat and SOCS box containing 8
Exons: 3
Coding region: 124-978 (284 amino acids)
Biological process (GO): intracellular signal transduction
Molecular function (GO): protein binding
Source: RefSeq, a predicted model, not a curated record